This is a messenger RNA of Branchiostoma belcheri (Belcher's lancelet), 3387 nucleotides long. RefSeq lists its product as uncharacterized. The record is from RefSeq and is a predicted model, not a curated record. The coding region runs from base 1 to 3387 and encodes 1128 amino acids. The transcript has a single exon. NCBI's taxonomy places the organism in Eukaryota, Metazoa, Chordata, Leptocardii, Amphioxiformes, Branchiostomatidae.
AUGCCCGGAGGUAGGUUAGCCUCGAGACAGUCUUGGCAUUUUUACACUCUUGUUGAAGCCAAGGCGUUUUCUGGAAGUCAUACGCAACCAUGUAAAAUAUUCAGCAUCGACAAAACUACCAAGGGGAACAAAUUUUUUACCGUGACUACUGUGGACAAAUUACCUUUCCUUGACUAUUGCACCGACCGACACCGAUAUGAGAUUCUCGAGCCCGACAUACCCACUCGCCUCUACAUGGACAUCGAUUGGCCAAUGAGUAACGGGUCCGUGCCCCUUGGUGAAAUCAUCGAAGGUCUGUGGGGGUAUCUAGGAUCCGAAGUCGAAGACAGCAUUGCAAAAGCAGCAUCGGUGGUAAAUAUACGAGAGUGUUACGUCUUUGAAAGCAAGAAAGUAAACGCGACCAAGUAUAGCUACCAUCUGACAUUCCCCCAUAUCAUACUCCCCUGUGUCAAGACCAUGGGAGGAUUCGCUAUGAUGAAGGAAUUUGUGCUGGGAUUCGUGGAGUUCCUGCGGGAAAAGCGAGGGAUAGAUGUGUCCAUCUGGAAGCCCAUAAGAGGGAGCCAGAUAGAAAGGCGUAAGUCUCUCAUUGACACACUAGUCUACUCACGGGACCAGAAUUUUCGUAUGUGUGGACAGUCAAAGAAAGACAGUCGUAACCCGUUUGUACACAUAUGUCCGUCGGACAUUUCUUCUGCUAGUAAAGAGGGUUGUAUGAAUUGGACGGAUUUUUACAACCAGUUACCUGGCUUUCAAGUGACACUGUCUGAGGAGCUCUAUCGUACUAUCGUACCAGCCACCAUUCCCUUGUUCGAAACAAAAUGUGGCAAACAUGCACGAAGGCCACGAGGUAGAAGAGACGACGUGGAGAAGGGUAUGUACGCUCAUCUAUGGCCUGGUCGGGUGGAUACCAAACAAAUUGAAGUGUUGCGGUCGGGAGAUUUAUGUGAAUUGAUUGACGGUGACGUGUUACGAGACCACUUUACGACUCUCUUUCUCCCGGCGCUUACAUCACUGGUAACUUCUGGAGACAUACCCCAUGACAAGAUAGUGGCCUGGUGCAAUUCUAGUAGUCGAUCAAAAGUCGCCAGUUGGAUACGCGAUGUAGAAACAUAUGUAGAACGGCACGGUUGUCCUGACCCCUAUCCUUGCGCCAAAAUAAUUUCGAUUAUAGAGCAUGUUUAUGAUAUCACUAUUGUGGAUCGUCGCCAACUCGAAUCGUGGCGAGAGGACGUGGCCGAUCUUGGCGACCCUUGGCUUCUACCCAGACCGGACAUGUUUACAAUGGUAAAAGGGGAUGAGGGGUUACGUCAGAAGCUGCAUAUGAUCACUAAGGCCGACAGCAAGUUCUACGGCAUGGCCAAUUCUCGGCGCCGGCUCUUUCGCAUUACGGGUAACAUGGGUUCAGGUAAAACCAAAGGACUCAUUUACUACCUUACCGACUUACUUCUUAACAUCAGACACCGACCUGAAGCCUCUUUACAACAUUCUGAGUAUAUUCCCCAGCACAAAACCCACCUUUCCCAUCUCCACACCAUCACCAUCGUAUGCCCGCGCAUUGUAAUGGUUGAUCAAUAUGUGGCUAGACUACGUAAUAGACUUCACUACUUGACCCAAAUACACCCUUCACUGAAGAGGCGAGUAAACCGGAUUUCCGUACGCGCCUACCAUUCCAACAAUACGUCUUGUUAUGACGAAUGGCGGGAACACGAUCGAAAGCGAGUCAUAGCCCGUGACACAAUGUUGAAACUUAAACACGAGGCUCUUGUUUCCCGCCAAGACAUUCCCUACGCAUAUCCCCACAUCCUGAUAGAAGAAGGGGCCAAAGACCCCCACGUCAUCAAUCAUCCUGUGGUAAACGUAGUUUGUGUCAAUUCGCUUUACCACCUGGCAGGUCCUCCACCGGACUUAUUAGUCAUAGACGAAAUUGUCAUGAUCAUAGGAAACAUGUUUAUCAAUAAUAAACCUGUGCCUGAUAAGCCAAUCGUCACCAAUCUGACCACUCUCCUCCACUCGAGUCGAAUGACAUUUCUCCUGGAAGCACGCAUGACAAGGGAGGUCGUGGAGGCUUUCACCAAAUUAUGGCAGGGACUGCCCGAAAUCACUAGCCAAACGAUUGACGACUGGUCUACGGAGCUACCACGCAUAACGGGGAUGGAUGUUUCCAGACUUAACCAAUGGAUCCGUCGCAUUCGCGAGACUAAUGUGCGGAAACAGCACAACACACAGCAAUCUAACAAUAGUGACGACAGAUCUGCCGGCAGUGUUAACAUCAUAUUAGAACGGCCAGUUUACUCAUCGCAUACGUGCUCAGUUUGGAUUGAACAAAUUCCUACCAACAUAUGCGUGGUAUCGGUACACCCUCCCAUCAUUAAUCACGUCGUGAUGUAUCCUUCACGCGAUCAGAUCGUUACGCAUCUCAUCUCUAAUGCUAUGGCAGGCAACAAGGUUUUGGUGUUAACUUCAACACAAAGCCAAGCCCACGCCAUAGGAUCGGCCUUUGUUGGGUUCGCAACCGCUAAAGGAAGAAUUCCCAUCCCGCCCGUCCAAGUUGCUACCAAGGACCAAACCAGGGAUGUGGGCUAUCCUGGUAUCUUGGAAGUCAUCAAGAGGCUACCUAAAUAUAAUCUAACCAUCAUGACUAAUGUGGUGGGGGCAGGUCCUUCCUUUGAAAACAGUAAGAUCGACGAUGUAUACCUUCUUUACCAGCCCGGGAAGAUAUGUCCACCUUUACAUGAUAUGAUACAGUUGAGUGGACGAGCACGUAGUGUUACGAGGAGGACGCUCCAUGUCUGUACUAUUGGAGGGCCCAUGUAUCGGUUUGGCACCGAUGAUGGAUUAGUUAGAAGUGACUGUGGUUCUACUAGCAAUGUGGAUCCUAUCACUCUUUUUGCCAAUGCGCAUAGAAAGUUGUAUGGCCAGGAGGAGCCGCGACCGCUUCUCCGUGCCUACAAAGAUUUGUUAAAAGAAGUAGGUAGAGCGUAUGCAAAAUAUCACGAGGGAAGCUAUCAACCCCCCAGCUUCUCUCUUACCACUGUCGCACAUGAAGACGUCAAUGUUUGUUCUCGUAUUGAAAUCACCCAGCGGCGGACUUUAGCCUCUCGGUUCAGGGACGAGGAGUUUAUGGGGCAUAACUCACACUUAGUGGCAGCGUUAGAGAAACAACCCGCGAAGGGGCGUUUGAAUUUUGACAACACAAUUGAUAAAAUAGUGGCCGUUACGCCGAAGAAUGAGCAAGAGGGGGCUUGUGGUGAAGUCAAGAAGAAGAGAACAAGGUAUCAGGGAAUCACUCUCGUUCCAAUGAUAGUGCCGGAUGAAGGUGAAGUGCGAUAUAUCCUCACAGCCGGCUAUCGAAAUACACGCAAACGACUUAAACGAACCGAUACCUAG